UCUCCACGUGACAGCCACGCUCUCCGCCGUGGAGGCGCGCCUGUGCCGGCUCACAGACGGGCAGUCGCGGCCAGUAGCCCGUGCCGAUCUGCGCUGCGCUACACGUGCUGCUGCACCCCGAGAUGUUCGCCAAGAAGGAAACCGUGCACACCAGCUACAACAUCAAAAUACGUGAAAUGAACACAUGCGGAUCAUCUGCCCGGCUGCAGGCAGCUUGUCAGGUCUUGAAGUCGCUCAUCGACCGACGGCCUUCUUCAAUGCUGAAACACACUUGGCUAGUCCGUGACGCACUUAGCGACGAAGAGUCGGUAGCGAUCGACGCGACGAUUGAGGACGCUUCGCUACGCGGUUUCAUCACGAGGACGGUGAAUACACACAUUGGCAUGGUGCAGUCGGCGCGCGUCAUGGCAUUAUACUCCCCCAGUGGUGGAAAUGUGAAACAAGCAUGGAUAUUCUCCGCUCCUGACUCGCAGACUACAACAGCAUUCCUCCGCGUGGCGCUGCAGUGGUGCGACGAGCAGUCGGAGGGCACGGUGGACUACCUGGGCGUGUGGUCGGAGCAAGUGGCCUUCUGUGCCGACCCGCUCUUCGUCGCCUGGCUCGCUUACAGACCUACUAACAAAUCGCCCGCAACAGUAUCAGAAACAGCGCCGUUGUCAAGAGCCUCAUCAUCGUCACAGUCUUAUUUUCGACGCCGCAUGACGCCACCAUCGUCGAGCGGGCGCGGGGCCAGUCGCACGGGAUCUGGGUCGGAGCUUGUGCACGCGGUGCGGUUGCGAAGCCUCGGCUCGAGCAGCGAGCACGGCGAGUCACGCCGGCCCUUACCUCCGCCGCCGGUUAAAACCACGGUGACAUUCCUGCACCCCGACCGGCUAAUAAAGCUGCACGAGCGACUGCAGCAGCUGCUGGUGAGCGUGGAGGUGGGCACGGUGGUGGUGUACUUCACCACGGGCACGGCGUCGGCGGAGGGCUGCGCCGUCAUGCGCGACGCCGUGGAGCGGUUCGCCACCAGCGCGGCCAAGCAGCAGGUGCUCGUGUUCAGCAUGGGACGAUUAACAGUCAGCUCAAGCUCUGUAAUGAAACAUAUAUGGGAUAACGUUCGCCAUGACGGCCCUACGUUUAUAAAGAAGCCAACUACAGAGGAGGCCAUGGAGUCGUUCCCCUGGAAGUUGCGGCUGGCCGACGUGAGCUGCUACACGCUGGAGACCCGGCAGUACACGGACGCCGGCCGCGUGCAGGGCGGCGUGCUGCGCUCCACGCUCAAGUCGUCUCCCAUCACCACCCGGCUCAUACUCGAGGGCGUCACUACCACCGUCACUCUCUCCAUCGUCACCAAGCAUUUGCGGAUACGCUCGUGGAAGGUGUCGCCGGACCAGCAGAGGACUGCAGAGCGGGCAGAGCCCACCUCGGACGAAUUGAAAGUAAAAUACUUUAAGUCGGGAAUUGAUUUCAAACCAUCAACAUUGAAGGAGUUCGUUCGGGGUCCAUCCAGACUUCAAAGAAGUGAGAGUCCUGAGGCGAAGAGCUCUAACCCCCGAGACCGCGAUCCUCAGGAGAACACCACGCAAGGGCCGGUGGUGAGCAUGGGCGUCAACUUGCACGCCGACACACCGCCCGUCACCGUUCGACUCGAGCACGACCAGGUGAACAUCAUCACAGCGGCAGUGCAUUGCCUGAAACACCUUCACAUGGUGACGUCCCGCGCGCCGGUGGCCCCGAUUCGGUCUUACACCUCGUUUCCUGGCUCCCACGAUCCAAGAUCAGGAAUAAGAUCAGUGUCUGAAAUGAACGAGCAGGACAACCCGUCUGAUGAGAAUCUGAGUGAAAGCUAUUCCGAACUAAUCCCCAUAUUUGAGUCUAAAGCAGUUCCCGAAGUGAAGUUGAAAACCUUCUUCUGGUUCCAAUGGGUCGUGGGGCGCGCGACGCUGGUCGUGUCCACGUUCCAAUCCAAGCUGGCCGUGGAAGUUGACGACAUCAUAUCUACAGUGGACAUUCAGCAACAUUACAAUCAGCUCAAAGUGAAAGUCGCCUCGGCAUCAGUGAGACAUCACAAACGGAGCCAGGACGACUGGGAAGCCGGCGUGCUGGGGGGGCGCGUGCUGGAGGCUCGCGAGCCCAUCGACUCCAAGGAGGAGGACCACUUCCUCGCUGUCACUAUCACGCAGGCGCAAAUAUCCAAUUUACCUGAGAGUUGGAAAGACGAGCUACAUCCGAAGCUGUUGCAACAAAAAGGAGUUGGAGACAGCAUGUGGGAGAUAUACGCGACCCUCGCGCCCUUAGAAGUGGUGCUGCAGCCGUCGCUCAUUGAGAACAUUCUGUCUUUAGUCCGCGAGAUGGCGCCACCGUCUUUUUGCCCUCUGCAAUCCGAAAACGAACCAAGUAACGGCAGCUCUUGGCAGUGGCCGUUCUGUUACGUCACCGCGGGCGGACUGCGGCUGCUGGUCAACACGGGGCUACACGACCCGGACAACGACGACACAUUUCUCUUGCUGGUUGGCAAAGUAUCUAUCAAUCCCCAUCCUGAAAAUCCAAUUUGUCGACAAUCCGUCACCACUGGAUUGGACGGGUCAUGGAACUCGAACGGCGUCAGCCCGGAAGGCCGGCAGUACGAGAUCUACGUCAAACACGUGGCCAUACAGUCCGCGCAGCUCCAGCAGAUAAUCAAACAAGAGGAGAGAAGAGAAAGCUAUGGUAAAGGGGCUGGUAGCGAGAACCCGGCUGUGAAAUGGUCUCAACCGCCAGUGUCGCCUGUCGUGACGGCUAUUCUCCAUCAUAUGGACAUCAGCUGCAUUCUGGCGCCGCCGCUGUUCGUGAAUGGCGCGCUGACGUGCGGGCCGGCGGUGGAGCUCAACCUGGCUUCCGACUGCGCCUUCGAGAUCAGCCUGGAGCAGCUGAAGCUCAUGCAGCACUUGCUCUCUGAGGCCAGUUAUUCCAACAGCUCUAGUGAGGACUCUAUUCCACCAGUGGUUUCACAAAUGGUCGUGUGCCCGUACGCGUCUUUAUUUUUGAACCCGAAGCUAACGUCUGAGAGUACGGUGCAAGAUAGUAACCCAGCGCCCGUUAAAGCAGCGAGUGAAAGGAUAUCGGUCGACGAGUCGAGCAACAUGGGUAAAACCGACCGAGGCUUCACAACGGACUCUGGUAUAGACGUGGCCACAUCGAUGUCAAGAAUGAGGCUUGAAAGACCCGCUUCUAAGAAAAACCUGAGCGUCGCCUUUGUCGAGGAAAACGUUGAUGUGUCAGAAUAUUUGGAAAUAUUUGUGACAAUGGGCGUGAUCGAAAUAUCGCUUUAUAUGGAAGAUGACAAUAGUCCCACAGUAAAUGCUUUGAAGCCGCCUCCUAAAACCGAGCAAACCACGGAAGAGGACUCGGCCGGUUCAGACAACGACGCCGACCAACUUGGGGCAACUUCGGCAUCUGAACUAAAGUCGACCGCUAGCCAAAUGAGUAUUACCCAAGGGGUUAGGCUUAUGGACACAAAACUUGAAUUGCACGCUCAGCAGGCGUUGCAACUGCCUCGUGCGCGACUGGUCUCGGGCAAGUUGGCGUUACUGCACAUUACUCUACACCAGCCCAAUUUGUACUACUGGAGGAAGAAAACACGGAAAAAUCUUCAGGUGUCACUGUUUAACGCGUGGAUUGGGCUGGGAACAGGCGCGAAGGAAGACAGUCAGCCGUUAUUCUCCACGGCGAAAGGGACGCCGGACCCCGUGACCGACAUACCGCCUGCACUCGCCACUGUCAAAAUUGUCAUACCGACUGGUGGCAGUGGGCCUAGUAAUUUCAGCGGCGCUAAAGGAUCUGCCACCGUAGACGUGGAGCGACCGGUGCUUCUAGGAGUUUCCGCGGACACUCUGCGCCGUCUAACACUUAUCGGCAAACUGAUGCAAGAACAUGUACAGAAGAAUACUGCGAGAGGAAAAAUUACCUUGAGUGACAUUGAACAUAUACAUCAUCAUCAAACACCUCCGUUCCUUAAAUUGCGUAAAUUCAUGAUUAGCCACACUUUGGAGAAUAUCGUUAUCCGAACGAGUCAGAUCGGGCUGACGGGCAGUGAAGGCACGAUAGGGUGGGAUAGUGCGUCGCUUCAAAUAGGUGCCGCGGUGCGGCCGGAGCGGUUGGUCGCCCGGGCACUAAUAUCAGCGCUGCUGGUGGCCGCCGGCCCGCUAGACGACCAGCGCCAUGUACUCCUUCAGCCGAUGAUGCUUGGUAUGGAAUUGGAGUGCAGCUGGGAAGCGUGGCGAAGGGCUGAGGACGGCGUGUCGGCGCGCGAGCCCUCGGUGCGCGUGUCCGUAGACCUGGACCGCGUCACGAUGGACGUGCGGCCUGAAGACCUGGACGCUCUCCGCAGGAUACAAAAUGCAAUGGACACUUUAGCUCAGCUUAACACUGCGGUGCCGGUCGAUGAGGAAGAAAAGGAUUUCCUUGCGCCGCCGGAGGAUAGCAGCAUUAAUUUCCCGUAUUACAGAAAGCGGAGCUUGUCUGACCGUGUCUUACCUACUUUGGACUCUGUCGAGGCUUCCGACCAGUAUUACAAGGACGACCUCAAAAGCGGAGCUUUUAAAAUAGUGACUGGAGGCCAGUUCCCGAUGGCUUACCAGGUGACGCUUCACGGUGACGCGAUGUCCUGGCGCUACCCGCACCCGCGGACCGUCACCAGGAUCACGGUGUUUCCUAUACCCGGCGUGGACGAAGAAGUGAAGUGCAAGUUGGAAUACUUCGAUCCUUUAUUGAAAAUAUGGGAGCCGCACACGUAUGUUACCCUGCCUGUAUCAGAACCCAACGAAAUAAAAUUAUACGUUGAACCACCAGAUGCAGUCUUUGCGACAUUAUGGAGAUUUCGCGCGGAUUAUUACACCAAGCCUGAAGAACGUACCUUCGAGUUCGACAUCAACAAGUUUGUGCCGAAAACCGAUCCACUGGCGACGGGUCGCGACGAGCAGCCAACAGAAGCGGCAGCGGGUAUCGUCAGCGCGGAGCAGCUGUCGAGCGCGCUGCGAGUGGAUUCCUACUUCUCACCUCGCUCCGUGCCAAGAGUGCGCGCUGCGCUGCGAUGCACGCAACUCGAGAUUCAUGUGCACAACGCACUACCCACUCUUUCCAGAAAGGUUCUUUCUCUAGAGGGCUACUACGUGUCGCGGCCGCUGAUGCGCAGCCACCGCGUACUCUGCGUGAGCGCGGCGGACACCGUCGCGCAAGCGCUGCUUGGCUCGCGUGCUGGCGGCGUGGUGCUUCUUGACACUAAGCUCUCAUGCGACGUCCUAGACUGUUCAAUGGGCACGCUCGAGCAGAUGGUGAGCCCGACGCGCGUGCAAGCGAGCGCCUCCGUGCCGAACGACGUCGCGGUGUCGCAGGCGAAAGUGCGCGCGUACACGGAGUGCGUGCGCGUCGCAUUGCACGUGCCGCGCCUGAGCACGCUGCGCGCGCUCGCUGAGGACUGGGGACCGGCUUUAGAACAGUGCAAUAGGGACGUAUCCACAGAGAAUAAAGGGAAAGAUCUGAAAAGUUGUAAUGAUUCGGAUGAGGACACGGCUGCGAUGGCAAAGCUGGAGGGGCGCGUGUCCCUGUGGCUUCAUAACAGCUGUUCCAGCGCGCUGCGCGUCGGGCAGGAGGGUUGCGAGGAGAUCGUGCCGCUGGGGCCAGGCGCGAGACUCGCUUAUAGAUGGCCGUCUCCAAAUGCAUCUUUCAAAAUUCGAUUUGCCAUAGCGGGGCCGGCUACAGACGGGCAGUGGUCCUCUGGUGUACCAUUCUCACUGGGUGAGAGCCGCGUGCGGCUGCCAAGCGCAGACGCAUGGCCAAGUGGAGUAUACCUGCACGUGCGCGGCGACAUGGAGGGCUCGCGACGCACACUGUCUCUCUCCGGCCGCCUGGUGCUAGCCAACGUUCUGCGACGACCGCUGCACUAUAAGGUGCGAGCGAAGAACACAGGUUCGAAAGCAUGGCGUGCAAUUUGUUCGGGAGAGUUGACCGCCGAGACCGUGGGCCGGAGCGUCCUGUGCGGUGUUGACUGUGAAAUGGUGCUAAAAAUAAAAUUUACGACGCAGGAUACCGGUUGGUCAGGCGACAUACCGCUUAAGGAAUGUCCCAAAGAAAACGUACCGUGGUUAGUUAAAGUUCCUAGUGAAGGUGAGACGGCGUACGUGUCUGUGUGGUGCCGCGUGGUGCGCGCGCGCUCCGACGGCCGCGUGCUGGCCGCCAUCUGGCCGCUCUACGUGCUCUGCUCGCACCUGCCGCUCGACACUGACGUGUUGGUGUCAACGCAGAAGGACGGCUCCGAGCCGAGUGGCCGGCCGUCGCCGCUGGUACAGACGGCGCGGGGCCGCGGCGCCUGCACACAUUUACUGGCGCCCGGCACCACCUCUGCGCGCCAUCAGCUCUCCUUCCAAUACAAAGACGUGAACCACCCCGUCACUCGCGACGCGAUUCCUCUGCACUACGGCGUGACCGACACCUCCGUGUUCGACAAACGGGCGCCGGCGAACAACAUCAACGAAAUCAUGCAAGAAAUUCGCGAAUGGUUUGAGAAGUCGGCGCGACAUUCGGAAUCCGAAUGGCCUUAUUCUAUAGUGGCUUCCCAUUGGCCGGGGACCUGGAGCCCCUCGUCUUUGCAGCCACGAUGCGAUGUCACGGUGCGGUACGAUCCAGUGCGCGCGGGAGGUGGUUGCUCCCUGCAGAUCACACUGCGGCCGGUGGCGUUGCUGUGCAACGCAGCGCGCGUGGCGGUCACGCUGCGUGCUCACGACGCCGCGCCGCUCUGCCGGCUGGAGCCCGGGGCCGCGGUCUCAGCACCGAGCGCACUCCUGCAGCAACCAUUCUUCAUGUCGCUGGAGGCGGGGAAGGAGACGUUCGUGAGCGGGCAGCUGCAGGUGUGGGGCGAGGACCCGGGCCGCUACGGCUCGCCGCCGCGCGGCUGCGUCGCGCUCGACCACCCCGCGCCGUUCCUUAUACACUGCAAGCACAAGGUGGCGCUCCUGACAUUGCACUACGAAAUAAAAGAAGAGAUAAAUGUUUUGGGAGUAACUUCGACGUUCCUACUUAUUAACAGAUUGGGAACAAGUAUAUUGGUUUCAGGUAUAGCCGUGCCUGCUAAACAAUUGGAAGAAAUUAAUUUGCAUCCCAAAAGUUACAAAGUCGUCCAUCCAACCAAAGAAGAAAGUCUCGACGGAGAAGCGCUAACUCGUUUCUGGGUGCUUGAGCGGUGGCGCGGCGGCGACCCGAGCGAGCUGCGCCUGUACCUGUGCCUGGCGCUGCCGGCACUCGGCGCGGAGGAGGCGCUGCCCGCGCACGAACAAGUCCCCGUGCUGCUGGCCACCGCGCCCGUGCGCCGCGCCGUCGCGCUGAGGGAUCACACGGGCCGAUCGAUACCAGUAGUGAUAGUUCAGCAGAAACACGAAGGGCGGUGGGUGGUGACGGUGGCGCCGGACCCGUGCCCGCAGUUCGUGGUGCACAACCGCUCCAGCCACGCGCUGCUCAUAGCGCAGCCCGACACGACCGGCCCCGCGAAGACGAUACCUGAAUGUAAGGGCGCGCGGUGGCAAUGCGCCGUGGAGGCGGGAGGCGUGGUGCACUACUCGACGCCGGCGCACAGCGCGCGGUUCCCGCCGGCUAGCAACGCCGUUCCCAACACCGACCAGAUUCCCUUCCUUACUAUCAGCAAGUUUAAAGAGGCUAUACACCCGGAGUGGAGCGAGGGCGUGGCGGCGGCUGGCGGAGAGCAGCUGGUGCAGCUGCCCGGCGGAGACACCGUCAAGCUGCGCGUGCGGCCCCACCCGCACUCCUCGCUGCUCGAGCUCAAGGACGUCGACGAGAACGAUAUAUCAGCAAGCGUAAUAAGACGUCGGCUGGAGGGAUCUUUCGGUGCCGAUACAGAUGCGGAAAAUCAGGGUAAUAUACGCGGAUCUGUAACCUCUGCUCACUUGACUACCUCCACCGAAACUAAGCUUACAAGAUCACCUGUAAUAACCAUGACCGUUCUAUCCUCAACUGAGACCUCAGCCGUUAAACUGGAAGCUUUGGAAAGCAAUAGUACUAAUGUGGAAAGUAAUAAAGAAAAAUCUGUCUGCGAAACGAAAGAACUGAAGUGGCAGAAACAGGACCAGUUAGCUAGUAAAUUAGAUAAAGGAGAUGAAACAACAAAAUUAUUGGAUGUAGAAAAGGGGGAUACAGGAGAUAUGCUGAAAACGGAGUCGUACAUCAGUGAGCAGAGUAUGUUGACGCUUGCUAACGUAAGAUCUUACCAGGAGUCCGCCGCUGCUCUGCAAGGAAUCUCCGGUCCGGGAUGGGUUAACAAAGGAUGGUCGCAGGUGGAGCGCGUGCGUUGUGUGAUCUCCGGCGUGGCUAUCGAAAUGGCCGCCACGCCCGACGUCAGCCCGCUGCUCGCCUUGCAUAUCGACCGAGCAGCUUUCUCCUUGCAGUGUGACAGCACGGGUACAAAAGCGGUUGUUUCCAUCGCCGACAUCCAAGUGGAUAACCUCCAGUACGAGAGCGGGAACUAUGACUUCGCAGUGGUGGCGUCGACGCGAGGCGAGCAGGCGACGUGCGACCCGUGGCCGACGCUGUGGCCCAGCGCGACUGGCGAGGCGUUCGCUAUGAGGGAGAACGAUGCGCGCCUCCUGCUUCGCUUGCGUUACGACUCGUGGACGGUCCUCGAUGACGCUUUCAAAGAACUGACGGAGGUGGAGGUCCGGCUGGGUCCGCUGGCGCUGUACGUGGAGGACGGGUACGUGGGCGCGCUGGCGCGGCUGGCGCGCUCGGCCCGGCCGGCGGGGCCCGCGCCCGCGCCCGGCGCCGUCGUCGCGGCCGAGACGCGCUCGCUGCAGUGCCCGCUGCGGCUGCGCUCGCUGCACCUGCACCCGGUGGACCUCACGCUCACGCUGCAUACUGCCGUGCGCAUGUACAUCGCGCUGGACCAGAGCCCGCUGUGCCUGAGCGCGUUCCAGCAGACGGACAUGGUGACGUGCGCCGAGCGGCUCACGCACGCGCUCACCGUGCACUACCUCUCCGCCGCCAUACUGGGCGCAGGUUGGGUGGUGGGCGGCUUGGAGCUGCUGGGUGCACCAGGCGCGUUAGCCGCGCGUGUCGGCGGCGCGCGGGGCGGCGUGCGCGGUGUGGCGGCGGCGGCGGCGGCCGCGCUGCUGCGCUCGCUGAGCGCCUGCGCCGGCUCGCUGGCGCGCAACCUCGACCUGCUGGCCGGCGACGACGACCAUGCGCGCCGCGCUGCUGCCGCGCGACGGCGACACCCUGACACCUUCGUGCAGGGGCUCGCCGCCGGCAUCACUAACUUCGCGAUCAACAUUCUUGGCGCAGUAGGCGGUCUGGCGCACCACCCGCUGGUGAGCGUGGCGGUGGGCGAGGUGGAGGGCAGCGCGGCGGCGCUGCGGCGCGGGCUGCUGGGCGCGCUCACCAAGCCGCUGUCCGCCACCGCUGACCUCGUCGCCUUCGCCGGACACGGCCUGCUGAGGCAGACUGGCUGGGACCCCGUGCCGCAGCGGCGCUCCCUGGGCUUGGGGCCGGAGGGCGGCGGCGACGGCGGCGGCUGGCGGCGCGACUGCGUGCGCUGGUCGUUCCGGCUGGCCGAGGUGGACGCGCUCGCCGGCUUCGACGUGCUGCUCAACGACGCGCCGCUGCGGCUGCUGCUCACGCACAAGUACCUCAUGAUUACUGACCCAGAAACAGAGCGAAUAGUUGAAAUGGUCGAUCUUCGAUUCUGCACGCUAGGACCGCUCCAAGGACCUAUCAUCGAAUUAGUGGUAACGAGACGGCAAAAAGAGAAGGUACCCGAAUCUAGAACUGAGGAUGAAGAAGAAGACGAAUAUCAGAUAAACAGCGCAGCGAUGGCGCGCGUGGCGCGGUACACGGGCGCGGACGGGGGCGUGGCGCCGGCGCCGAGCGCGGCGCGCGUGCUGUCGCUGGAGGCGCCCGCGCGGGACACGUCCGCGCUGCGCGCCGCGCUCGCCGCCGCGCUGCACGCCGUCUCCGACGACCAUCUGCACCUGCUCUAGUGUGCCGGACCACAGCUACGUGACACCUUCUUAUAAGGAAAUGCAAUCUCGAUAGGCGAUUCGACAUCUCGCGCAAAAAGACUGAACCGAGAUCGAGAUACUUUAAAGUAAUUACAUAACGCUCUUAUCGGCAGCUAGUUUCAUACUAAAACAUUAGUCUUGCUCAAUAUUAGACGAAAUAAUGUAAUUCACAAAUAAUUGGGAGUGGGAAUUUUCCAGAGAGUAAAUGAACUAACGUUAACGGGUCGCCACUGAAAAUUCUUGACAAACGUGGCAUUGAAUAAGAAUUACAAUAGCAAAAAUAAUAAAUAGGAUUUUAUAAAUUGUCAUUUCCUACCAACGAGGAAUCUCAUAAAAUUGCUAGUGAUCUUGCGAGAUCGAGAUUGCAUUCUCUACUUCCUACAUAAUUAUGCGCGUAGUUAAACGUUAGUCAGGUAAGUCGCCAUUACACUUUGUACUUUACAAAAAAUAGGCAUUGGUAUUGACCCUGCCCGAUAACAAUAUUGUCCCUGUCAACCAAUAACAUUUUACAAUAAUCAGCGUAACUAACAUACGAUGUUUGAGAUAACUGUUUGUGUAACGACUUCCAUGGCGCAUCGCAAAACUUUAUUAUUUACAAGUGUAAUGGUGCACUUAAAUGUGGUAGAUAAUGAACGAAGUGAAAAUUUGAGGAUUUGUAAAUUGUGAAGGGUAUCCCUUAACAUAUUAUUUAUAGUCAACUUUUAUUUACUGGGCUUUCGCCCAGUGGUGAUAUUGUCUAGUUGAACUCGCAAAAGGCUCGGAAAACUCAUAACACAAAUGUAAUGCAUGUUCCGGCCUAAACGUGAAUGUAUUAUUUUCAUGUACAUAAGUUUUUUUAUCUUCGUUUUUAUAUCAAAUUAAAUUUUAAAAAGAAAUGAGAAGUUGAUCUACUGCCAGCUGUGUUAAUAUGAAGUGAGGUGAUCACAAUGCUUGGUAAAGUCGGUUACACCAAACCGUCUGUCACCGAAUUUAGCGUUCGCAAAAUUGUUGUUAUGGGAAUUUUGAUAUAUUUUUGCUGCGUGAUGUUGAUGUAUUUGUUAACUGUGAUUGAUUCAAUUGGCCCUUGGUCUCUUUUAUCGAGCACGAACACUAAGAACUUUUUGGCACAUAUCUGAAAUAAAUGUUAUAUAUGAAGUAUUCCACCUAUUUCUUAAAUUGAUAUUAUUUAUGUAUACACCUUACAGUAAAACAUUCCUUUAAGUAAAUAAACUAGUUGGUAGAUCCUAUGUACAACAUUGCGUUAAUUUACGUCAUCCCAUCUAUGAUGACAUUAAACAACAAUUAGCAUUUAAUAUUUUUGCGUGACAUUCCCAAAUAUAUUUAUAGGUAUUAACUUAAAUCAUCAAGAACGUAACAUACACAAUAAUAUAUAUAUAAAUUAAAUUAUAUUAGUUCCAUAUGUAUUUAAUGGAUUGUCACAUUGUUAUUUUAAUUUACACCUUGUUAAGAAAACACACGUACGAUUAUAAACUGAAGGUUUUACCUUACGAGUACGUACAGUGAUUAUAAAAUGCAGGUACUGUCGGUACCGAUAGAUUUAUGUAAAUUUUGUACGUAUUUAAGAAGUCAAGGCGGAACGCUAUCGAGCCGGUUAGUAAUUAUGAGGAGAUUUAAUCUUUGCUCUAGGAUUUGUCACAAAGGAAUUUACUAAUUUUUAUUAUAACGAAAAUGCAAUUAACAGGAUGUGCUACCAUAUUAUGGGUUUAGGUGCCAAAUGGGAGUAUUGUAAACGGCCAAACAUUAAGUAGUUGACCCUAUAUGCUGAAUACCUAAGAUUAAUGUAGUCUUACUUACAGACAAACCCCCAUCCUAAAGUUUGAUAACUAAAUUAAAAUAUAUUUAUAAGUAUCACCUCAGUUUGGAGUGACAGCUCUCAGCAAAUUGGCUAUACAUUUUGAGGCCUAUGCAUAAGACAUAGAGAGAGAUAGCGAUAUAUUACUAUUAUUACUGUAUAUUAGAAACUAGCUACUAUAAUCUAUUUUAAAAAUACCUACAGACUGACGGCAUUUGUAUAUAUGUAUAAUGGUAUGUAUUUAAUUAGUACGAGUACGGUGUGAGAGGUGAAUAUAAAAUUAAUUGUGAUUAUUUAGGUACAGUCGCAUAAAGCGACAACGGUAAAGAGACACAUGUC
Molecule: messenger RNA, 12153 nt
Organism: Leguminivora glycinivorella
Lineage: Eukaryota; Metazoa; Arthropoda; Insecta; Lepidoptera; Tortricidae
Gene: Vps13B
Product: vacuolar protein sorting-associated protein 13B-like
Exons: 72
Coding region: 123-10001 (3292 amino acids)
Source: RefSeq, a predicted model, not a curated record